Aethina tumida (small hive beetle) is the source of this 1867-nucleotide messenger RNA. RefSeq names its product mediator of RNA polymerase II transcription subunit 6 (gene MED6). Gene Ontology annotation, molecular function: transcription coactivator activity. The transcript is spliced from 5 exons. Gene Ontology annotation, biological process: regulation of transcription by RNA polymerase II. Gene Ontology annotation, cellular component: mediator complex; core mediator complex. The record is from RefSeq and is a predicted model, not a curated record. NCBI's taxonomy places the organism in Eukaryota, Metazoa, Arthropoda, Insecta, Coleoptera, Nitidulidae. Bases 163 to 897 code for a protein of 244 amino acids.
UGACAACUGGACAUUUGGCCAACUAUCAAUAACUAUUGAUUUUCAUAACCUACAAACACUUGUGCGUUAAGCUUUCUUUUUAUAUUGUUUUUAUAUUCCAUAUUUUAUACAAAGAACUUUUUUAUUUUAUAAUAUUAGUAAUAAAAAAAGAAAACAACAAAAAUGAUGCCCGGAGGAAGAAUGGGAAUGUCCAGCAUCCCAGAAAAUCCACUUAGUGUAUCCUGGCACGACUCUGCUUGGAUUCCUAAUUUAAACACAACAAAUGUUAUGGACUAUUUUUCAGAGAGAACAAACCCAUUCUUUGAUAGAACUUGCAACAAUGAAAUUGUUAAAAUGCAACGGCUUAAUGCUGACCAAUUACAAAAUAUGACAGGGUUGGAGUAUGUUUUACUGCAUGUUCAGGAGCCUAUACUCUACGUAAUUCGUAAACAACACAGACAUUCCCCUUCACAAGUUACACCACUCGCUGAUUAUUAUAUUAUCGCCGGAGUAGUUUAUCAAGCCCCAGAUUUAGCAAGUGUUCUUAAUUCAAGACUUCUAUCUGCUGUUCAUCAUUUACAAUCCUCAUUUGAAGAAGCAUCAACUUUUGCAAGAUACCAUCCCAGCAAAGGCUAUUCCUGGGACUUUAAAUCUCAAAGAGGCGUUGACAAAACUAAAGUAAAAGAUGAAAAACCACGUGAGGAGCCCAGUUCAUUGUUUCAGAGACAGAGGGUUGAUAUGCUACUUGGAGAAUUAAUAAAGAAAUUUCCGUUGCCUACGCCCCCUCAGCCAAAAAUUCAAGCUCCUUCUGUUAAAAAUGAUGUUGAAAAUGGCACACCAGAUAACAAGGGAAUAAAGUCAGAAGUUAAGGAAGAAAAAAUCAAACCUCCACCUGAAAAGAAACCUCGGAUUAAUUAGUUACAGAUAUGAACAAGCUUCAGGAACUAUACAUGAAGUCUCACAUUUCUAGAGUAAAAUUUUUCAAAUUUAGACUCGUUUUUGAAAUAAUUGUUAAAAAGAACAUGGGGACACAUUUCAAUUAUUAUCAAGGAUAGGCAAAAAUAGUAUGUAUCAUUUUAUGGAAUUUAAAAAUCAUAUAAAAUUGACCAAAAAAAAAUGUUUCUUUACUUGAUUGGACUAAAUAACAAUUAUUAAUUGGAAUCUUGGAUUAAGCUUGAAGGAACCUUAAACAGUAAUUUAGUUGACCUCGGGAAUAUUUAUGAUUCGGGUGUCAGUCAAUCACUUUCAUUACAAAAAUUAUACGACAGAUAUUGUUUCGGGUUCGUUUGCGAACACUUUGAGGCAAAAAUCGCGCUUACGAUAAUUACACAGUCAUUUAUUACCUUGAUAACUAUCGUUGCAUUGUUCUAAAUUCAUGUACACAAGCUAAAAGUGUUCACAAAAUAACCCUAUGCGGGAUCAAGUAAGGAAUCAGUCAGUUUUAUAUGAUUUUUAACAUUUGAAAUGGAAAAAGUAGAAAAGUGUUUCCAUAAAAAUAUUCAUAAAAGGCAAAUAUUUAAAAAACAAAUUCUACGUAAAAUUCUACUAUAGAAAUAUUGGGUUAGUAAUUUUCCAAUUAUCUAGUAAAAAUCAAGGUUUGUUGUUUUUUUAACUAAAAUCACAAGUAAAAAACUAUGUAAAAUUCAGGUUUGAUCAAUAUUUUCAGGAUAAGAGCAAAAAGAAGAAAUACUGCAUAAAUGAAAAUUUAUUUAUAUACAUGUAAAUAUAAUUUAAACAUAAAGGAUAUUAUUGAUUCAAGCUCCAAGUGGCCGUUUUUGAAGAUGUUUUGAAAAUUAAUUAGUAGAAAUAUAUGUAACAUUUAUCUAUUUUUUUCUUAUAAAAUAAAAAUUCAAUUUGGCCCAAUAUCAAGUAAUGGGCAAAAACCAAA